Aspergillus vadensis CBS 113365 is the source of this 3559-nucleotide messenger RNA. RefSeq lists its product as uncharacterized. The coding region runs from base 141 to 3161 and encodes 1006 amino acids. The record is from RefSeq and is a predicted model, not a curated record. The transcript has 2 exons. Lineage: Eukaryota; Fungi; Ascomycota; Eurotiomycetes; Eurotiales; Aspergillaceae.
ACAGCCUCGCCCUCCCAAGGAGUCCCUUUCUUUACAAUCGGGCAAACCACACCCAGCUCCGUAGAUUCACUGGGUGAGGGGCUCUCUGCCGUUAUCCUGAUUAUUCUCCGAACAGUGAGACUGCAGGUCCGGCGCUCAUCAUGCCACCUACUUUUAGAUCAUCUCGCUCUGGUCGCCAAUUCGGCGAUGGCGCCAACCGUAACAGAAGUCAAUUUGAUCACGAUGUGUUCGAGGGGCUCCCUGUACGACGCUGGACACGUCAAACUCAGACUGUCUCGCAGGUCCCCAAGGCCGAAGGCACUGAAGCUGUCGUGCAGGGCCCCGGGGGGAAGUCAACCAUUCCAGAACACCCAAUGCCUCGAGACAGUCACCUGUUGAGCCCCAUGAGCAGAGCCCUCCUGCGAGCUGCGCGAGCCGGAUGCAUCUACAUCCGCCAAGCGUCAAAAGACUCCGAAGACGAAGAGAAAGAAGCGACCGACAAAGAGGAACAGCCACUUAUCCAAAGCACCGAACGCAGCUUCGUCACGCGCAAGUGGUCCGCCGUACCGAGACACCUCGAAUCAUCAGAAGUUGAAUUCCUCGCCAAGCGACGACCCGGUUUACCCACUCUAUACGGUGCUGCUGCUGCGACUACAGAUGGAAAUAAUGCUCCUGCGCCGAUGAGGAGGACUAAGUUCAAGAAGGUCGACCCGGCGACCGGAAAUAUCUCGAUUUACGAAGCCUGGGUACCGGAGGGACACAAGAUUGAGGGAGAGAUCACCGAUGGAGCUCAAGUUGUAGCUGAAAACACCGCGGUCACUGUAACCCCUGAGGCGCCAGCGCCCGGUACGGUCAUUGAGGGAGUUGGAGUUGUCAACGCUGAGGGUGUGGUGGUCGCGGAUACAAACUCUGCAGCUGUAAUGACUCCUCCGAAAAGACGGCCUCCUCCCCCAAAGCGCAAGGCGAAGGGCUUUGGAAAGGGGCGGAGAAAGAAGGUCAUGUUUGCUCCAGGCGAUGGCGCGGAUGCCGCCACGGUUCAUGGUGCCAAUGGCUCCGGGGUGGAUGGCGCUUCAGAUUAUGCCAAGGAUGGGGAUGCGUCACGCAUGUCUGGUGAUCAGAAUGGUCAGGAAGAGGACGACGAGGAGGGUGAGGAAGGCGAUGAGAGCGACGAGGGUGAUGAGUCUAUGCUAGAGGCAAAGACUCCGGAAACUCCAGUUCCGCGUCCCAGCACUGAGCCGCCGACCGACUCGACGCCUGUGCCUGCGCCAGCUCCGGUACAUGAACCAGCUGCCACAGCUGGUUCUACAGAUGCGGCGUUGCCAACCCCUGAGGUUCCUUCAGCUGCUCCAGAAUCGGCGUCAGCACCGGCUCCAGCACCGGCUUCCGAGACAGCUCCAGAGCCAGCUGCAGAGCCAGCUGUCCCGCCCACUCAGCCAGAACAACCAUCAGUCGCUGCUGAACCUCCUUCAGAACCUGCUACUGUCCAGCCCACAUCAGAGGCUCCCGAGCCGACGAGGGAAGCAUCAGGACAUAAGGAAGAUGUGGAGAUGACCGAAGCUUACCCCUCAAUACCUGGUCUUGAGGAUAGUGUAUCUGCAACCCCUCAGUCAGUUCCAGCUACUCAGCAACAGGAGCCAGCUCCUAGCGCUGAAGAUGUUCCGGCGCCCCAGGAAGCCCCUCAACCUCCCGUUGCAGAAACAUUGCCAGCUGCACCAGCUUCAGAGAAGCCUGUCGAUAAACAGCCUGCAGAUGAACCAGCACAGCCAGAUAAGACAAGUACUGAUACUGUUCAGCCGCCGACACAGGAUGAUCAGAAUAUGGAUACGACCAUGGAGGAUGUUGAUCCUCUCCCAGAAACCGCACAGGAUCAAGCACCAGUGGAACGACCGGCGGAACAGCCGGUCGAGCAACCAGCUACCGAGCAAGCAGCUCCUCAGCCCAGUGAGGCUGUUGCAGAGAGCAAGGAAGUCGAUCUGCUCGGUACGUUGGAAGCGAGUCUGAGCCAGCCGCCGGGCGAAGAACAGGGUGACAACCAAGGGACGGACAUCGAGAUGGAAAUGGAUGCGCCUCCCCACGUUGAACAGCCUCCUGCUACGGAAACAGCUGAGCCUGUUGCGGAUAAGGCCGGGGAGCCUGAGAUGCAGCCGGCAGAGGAUACCACUGUAGCUGCUCAAACUGCCGUUGAACCUGCUGCAGCGGAACAAGGCGAACGGCCCGCUGAAGCACUCAACGAACAGCAUACCGAGCAAGCAUUCGAAGCUCCUGCACCGCAGCCCAUCGAACAACUUCCCGAGGCUCCAGCGGAGAAAAUGGAAGAGCCGGCAGGCGAGCCGGUCGUGGAACAGCCUGUGGAGUCGGAAUCACCUGCUCAGCCCGAGCAACCCAAGCAGGAGGAGCCUGUACAGGCAGUUGAACCUGCGCAAUCAGAGCAACCGGUGCAACCAGAACCACCCGUUGAAGAGGCUCAGCCUGUGCAGGUUGAACCUCUAGAGCCAGUGGAGUCUGUGCAGCCAGAGCAACCCGAGCAACCAGAAGAACCUCAGCAACCCGAGCAGCCUGUGCAACCAGUGCAGCAAGAUCAACCCCAAGAGCAAGCCCCAUCACAAGCUCUUAAGGAAGUUCCAACGGAGACUGCAGAGCCAACGCCCCAGACUGCAACCGAGCAGCAGCCCGAGCAGACUGAACAGACACAGACCGAGCAGGCGCCUGCUGAGCAACCAUCAGAGCCCCAGGCAGAUGAACCACCACAAGCACCAGAGGAGCACGUUCCCGUUAACGCAGAGGAACCAGCCGCUCCCAAGGUAGAAGAAACAACCCCCGUUCCACCUCAACAGCCAGAGGAAACCCAGCCACCCAAAGAACCUACGCCGCCCGCAUUAUCAGCUCCAGAGGAACCACAGCAACAGCCCGAGCCAGUACCGGCCCCCCAGCCUCCAGCUGAAGCACCCCCGGCCGAAGAAAACCCAACCGAAGAAGCUCUAGCUGAAGCUGAAUCCAAGGAGCCUGAACCUAUCCCCGAACCCGAACCCACCCCAGCCGAAGCCCCCUCUGCACCUCCCAUCCCCGAGCCUAAGCCUGAGCCCACCCCCGAGCAACCAGCCGAGGAAACCACCAAACCCGAGGAGGCAAAGCAGCAGGAGCAACAAGAACACCAACAAGCAGCUGAUACCAACACAGCAUGAGAUAUUUCAUGUCCAUAUCGAAUAAAACAUACAGGCGGAAACCGCUUAGAAAGACAACUUGUCUUUUCUGUUUCAAUUCUCCUUCUUUCCUUAGAACCAGAAAUUCUUCUUUAAACCUACAGUUCAGGCGCAGCUAGGAAACGGUGCUAUGGCGUGUUAUCACAGGGACUCGGAAUGAAUAUUUCUUCUUUUUCAUUUAUCAUGACUGUGGAACUAUCAUACACGGUAUAUGUAUGGCUUGUGCCAUUCGGCUUAUCAUUUUUAUAUUCCUUUUUUUUCUUAUUUCUCUGUUAUUGUAUCAUAGGGAAGUAUAUUUUUCUUCAUUCCUCCUUAUAAAACCAUUUCUUUCACGUCUCUUGGUUGUUUAGUGUAGCGUAUUAGUAUUUUACACAUGGCAC